Molecule: messenger RNA, 781 nt
Organism: Amblyraja radiata (thorny skate)
Lineage: Eukaryota; Metazoa; Chordata; Chondrichthyes; Rajiformes; Rajidae
Gene: mrps17
Product: mitochondrial ribosomal protein S17
Exons: 3
Coding region: 173-601 (142 amino acids)
Biological process (GO): mitochondrial translation
Cellular component (GO): ribosome; mitochondrial small ribosomal subunit
Molecular function (GO): structural constituent of ribosome
Source: RefSeq, a predicted model, not a curated record
CGGUGGUUCCCGACGCCUCACUGCGCAUGCUCGAGUUACACCGCUCCUCGAUCCACGUCGAGUAGGAACACGCGGAUUGAGGCCGAAUGGGUGGGUGAGUGAGUGAGCGAAUUGCCGGGUUCAACGGAUUAUUUGAAGCACCCGAGGCCUUGAUCCCCAGGUAAUUUACAAGAUGUCUACAAGAACAGCCUCUGUCCACGCCAAGUGGAUUAUAGGAAAAGUGAUUGGAACAAAAAUGCAGAAGACAGCUAAAGUCAGAGUAACUAGGCUUGUCCUGAAUUCAUAUCUGUUAAAGUUUUAUAACAAGAGGAAGACCUAUUUUGCUCAUGAUGCUGAAGAACAGUGCACAGUGGGUGAUAUUGUGCUUCUGAAGGCUUUACCUGAACGAAGAACCAAACAUGUGAAACAUGAACUGGCUGAAAUUGUAUUCAAAGUUGGAAAUAUUAUCGAUCCUAUAACUAAAAAGCGUUGCUGUGGGAGCAGAAUGUUCGAAUCCCUCACGGACUUUGAUUCAGAUAUGGGAUCUCUGAAUGAUCAAUUCAAGAACUUAGAGGUCAAUGCCUCACAGAGUAAUUCUGAACAUAAAGCCUCGACAAAUUGAGCAGAAUAAAUAUUAGUUAAUCUGAACUGGUUAUUAUAAUGAAAAUUCAUGUUAUUAUUUUCAAUAAAUCAGACAAUGUAGUUUUAAGAUGUGAUAACUUUUUUUUUCUCCCAGCUUGUAUACAUUCUUUCAAUUGGAUAUUCUAAUACGAGAAUAAAAUAAAAUGCAUAUAAUUCUCAA